AUCUAAAAGCCUGGGAGUGCCCGAGCUUGGGGCUGCCCGUGCCCGGGGGUAUCUGAGCCUGAUCCCCCCAAUCCGGGCAUGGGCCGUAUCCGCCCCUCCUGUAUCUAGCCCCGGCUUGUUCCGGUCUGACACCUUGUACCCCCCGGAAUCGCCGAGGCUUGGUCCCAGCGCAGAGUGUCGCAUGGUAGAGCUGCACGGGGUGAAAGGUGGCCUCCUUUCAGGUGGAGGGGCAAGAGCUGAUCUGCUUUGCCCCAAGUGUUUGACCUGUUCCUCAAACACCUAUGUCUGGGGGCUGCACCGGUGGUACACCAAGCUUAAGCGGCUGGACAUCGCCCCUGUGGUGUGUACAGUGGAACAGGUCCGCAUCCUGCGAGGGCUGGGAGCCAUACAGCCGGGGGUUAACCGCUGCAAGCUCAUCACAAGAAGGGACUUCGAGACGCUCUACCAGGACUGCACCAACGCCAGCUCUCGUCCAGGAAGACCCCCAAAGCGGUCGCUGGGAGUUGCUAUUCAAGAGAAUGCACGCUUGCUGCCCCAUGGGGUCCCAGGACUAUUAUCUCCAGGUCUUAUCUCCCCCACAGGCCUUACCGCAGCUGCUAUGGCAGAAGCAAUGAAACUACAGAAAAUGAAGUUAAUAGCAAUAAACAGCUUGCACGGAAGCGGAAGUCAAAAUGGCACCGAGUCCGAAAAUGAAGAACUGAAUUCCAAUGCAGAUGCUAAUGGGUUAAUCCAUGACUGCAGUUUGGCUAUUUUUUUCCGAGGUGGCAGCGAGUCGUCCUGGGAUAAAGAGAAGUUGCAGUCACCAAUAACAACAAGCGGGUCUCAACAUGGACUAGGACACAUAUCAAUGUCAGGACAGUCAGGUCUUGCAGGGCAACAUCCACUGAGUCCUCUACAACAAAACCACCUGCUUGCCAACAGAUUAGACUUACCAUUCAUGAUGAUGCCUCACCCCCUCCUCCCCGUCAGCCUACCUCCUGCAUCUGUUGCCAUGGCAAUGAAUCAGAUGAAUCACCUCAAUACUAUUGCUAACAUGGCCGCCGCCGCCCAGAUGCACAGUCCUCUGUCCAGAGUGGGAGCCUCUGUUAUAAAGGAAAGGAUUCAGGAAAGCCCCUCCCCCUCUCCCUCCCUAGAAGAUACUCAGCGGCCUGGCAGCCAUGCGUCUUCACAUCAAAGCAGUAGUGUAUCUAGCUCACCAUCCCAACUGGACACCAUCACUGACAGAGUCGCUCUACUACCCAAUUGCAGAGACGGAGACAUCACUGACCAAGACAACACAAACAGUAUAAAAAAGAUCUCAAAAGACAAAGAUGAUAUCCAGAUUGCUAUACCAAUAAUUAAACCAGCAUUGGAAAAAGUACAAAUGUCCGGACAAAACUUGCACCAUGGAUUCCCUGCACCGUUCCUAUUUGCAGAUGGAUUGUCAUCUGUAGAAACCCUUUUAACCAACAUUCAGGGCCUUUUAAAAGUUGCAGUCGAUAACGCCAGAGUACAAGAGAAGCAAAUACAGCAGGAAAAAAAAGAACUGAAGUUGGAACUUUGCAGAGAGAGAGAACUUAGAGAAACCUUAGAGAGACAACUGACUGCAGAACUUCAAAGCCGAGCAACAAUUCAAAAGCGCUUGAAGAAAGAAAAAAAGGCCAAAAGAAAAUUGCAGGAGGCUCUGGAGUUUGAGUCAAAACGAAGAGAACAAGUAGAGCAAGCUCUUAAACAAGCCACAGCUGGAGAUGGGCUCAGGAUGCUUAACGAUGCCUGCAUCCCAGAUAUGGAGACAGAACACAAUGGAUCUCAGAACGAGAGUCCCCCAAUGCAAGAAAACAGAUCAUACAUAAAGCCUCCUAUAAUGUACUGAAAAUGAAAUCAUCAGAGAUUACACUGUUCUAGCCUUUGAUGCCUUCUGUAUGGAAUGACACCUAUGGAUCGAAGCACGAAAAAAUAGAAAGUCUUUCUGAGCAACCAACAACCGGCAUGCCAUACUAAAAACACAGAUUGAUUUCCGGCAAGGUUUCUCAUCCCAAACCAACCAAGAUGACACUUAAAUUAGUUUUUAGAAUGUACAAAAAACAUUUUGACAUUUAAGCACAUUUCAGAGAGCCCCCAAAACAGACUCUUUUGGUUUUAAAAAAAUAAUAAAAUCAAGAACUUGCUUUUGUUUUAUUGCUAAGGCACAAUGGUUACGUCAAGACUCAACAAAACGCUUUCUAGAGCUCCUUCUGACCGGAAUGGAAAUCAUUUUCUCAUCUACACCACUCAUCACUGAACAGUAUAAUUGUGUUUAUAAAGUUAGCUUUGUUUACUGAAGCGGAUAUUCAGUACAUAUAAAGUUUUGGAAGACAUGUGUGUACAUUUUUUAAAGCAACGUUGUACAAAUUAUAAUGUCAUUUGAUGGCUUAAUAAGGAAUGAUCCACACCCUGGUAACUGGAAUACAAAGGAUCUGCCACCUUUUUAAAUCCAGUUCAGCAUUUGCUCUUUCAACAUCAUCAUGGCUGCCACAUUAUGCAUUAUUCCGCACUGCAAUAUGUUGCAGCUAAAUGUGGCAGCCAAAUAGAUUUAAAUGAAGGAGCAUACAAGUAGUGUGUUAGAUAAUGGAACUUUUAAGUAUGGUUUCUCUGUUGUACCAUAUUAAGUUAAAGUAUAACUUCUUUGUUAAAAUGUUCUUGCUAAAAUACAGUAUUAAAACUUUUUUUGUUUGACUUUGGAAA
Bombina bombina (fire-bellied toad) is the source of this 2703-nucleotide messenger RNA. RefSeq names its product dachshund family transcription factor 2 (gene DACH2). Lineage: Eukaryota; Metazoa; Chordata; Amphibia; Anura; Bombinatoridae. Bases 182 to 1852 code for a protein of 556 amino acids. The transcript has 13 exons. The record is from RefSeq and is a predicted model, not a curated record.